UUUAUUGUUUCUAGAUGAGUAUAUUUGCCACUAGCUGUCUACAAAGCUUCCAGAUUAAAUUUCAGCUCUCUAAUAUUUACUUGAAGCAUAAUAAACUUUUUGCUGCUAGUUCAGAAAUCAGGCAGUACAUAUCCGAUGUAGCUGCAUGUUCUUAGUCUCUCCCUUUCCCUCUGAUCGGUGAAGACUCUGCUAAAUGUUCAAAUGCUAGAUCUUGUGCUCCGAAAUCAGGAAUCCAUAUUUACAUCAGAACUUGGUUUGUCUAUUACUGAAUAUGCCUUGAGAAGCAUUCUGUUCUAUCCAAUCUCAAUAGGGUUGACCCUCAACAGUCCUGGGGAUCUAGCCAUCAGUCUUGGUACUAGUGACACUGUAUUUGGGAUCACAACUGAACAUAAACCAUCGUUAGAAGGGCAUGUCUUUCCUAAUCCAGUGGAUACAAACAGCUACAUGGUUAUGCUGUGCUAUAAGAAUGGCUCUCUGGCACGUGAAGAUAUAAGGAACCAGUGUGCGGAUAAAUCUUGGGAGGUUUUCAAUAAAUUUUUGCAGCAAACCCAACCUCUAAAUGGUGGAAAAUUAGGCUUUUAUUACAAGGACCAUGAAAUUCUUCCUCCCCUCCCAGUCGGGUUCCAUCGUUAUGUUCUUGAGAAUUUCAAUGAAGAGUCUUUGGAUGAAGGAAGAGAAUGCGAAGUUAAGGAAUUUGACCCUCCAUCUGAGGUUCGGGCAUUAGUUGAAGGACAGCUACUUUCUAUGCGAGCUCAUUCCGAAAGAUUUGGCAUGCCUUCACCUCCAAAGCGGAUCAUUGCUACUGGUGGAGCAUCAGCAAACGACUGCAUUCUGAGCUCCAUAGCUUCAAUUUUCGGGUGCAAUGUUUAUACAGUCCAAAGGCCAGACUCGGCUUCAAUGGGAGCUGCAUUAAGGGCAGCUCAUGGUUGGUUAUGCAACAAGAAGGGUAAUUUUGUACCGAUAUCGUGCAUGUACAUGGACAAAAUGGAAACGACAUCUCUCAAAUGCAAACUUGCUGCAACUGCUGGAGACCAAGAACUUGUGUCCAAGUAUGCUUUAUUGAUGAAGAAAAGAGUGGAAAUUGAGAACCGCCUCGUCCAAAAACUUGGACGCUUGUGAGAUUGAAAUAGGGGUUGAAACAGUUCUCAUUCAUAAUAUGGAUAAAUAAUUGCUUAUACUGCAUUUAGGUUAAUGGGGGGAGUCUAC
Olea europaea var. sylvestris is the source of this 1206-nucleotide messenger RNA. RefSeq names its product xylulose kinase-like. NCBI's taxonomy places the organism in Eukaryota, Viridiplantae, Streptophyta, Magnoliopsida, Lamiales, Oleaceae. Gene Ontology annotation, molecular function: D-xylulokinase activity. The transcript is spliced from 8 exons. Gene Ontology annotation, biological process: xylulose metabolic process. Gene Ontology annotation, cellular component: cytosol. Bases 202 to 1119 code for a protein of 305 amino acids. The record is from RefSeq and is a predicted model, not a curated record.